UUAAGCCGGAGGCCCCUCCUCUCGCCGCCGCCGGUCGCGCCGCCAUGGAGGGGGGCGUGCGGCUGCGCGCGGGUGCCUCCAAGGGGGACGUCCGGGAGAAGGUGUGGGACUACCUGGAGGCCAGCGGCCUGGCCGAUUUCCCGCGGCCGGUGCACCGCCGCAUCCCCAACUUCAAGGGGUCUCACCAGGCUUGCUGCUCUAUCAAAGAGCUGGGUGUGUUCAACAGAGCACGUGAGAUUAAAGUGGAUCCUGACAAACCUCUAGAAGGUGUUCGGCUAGCUGCGCUGCAGGCAAGGAAGACUUUGUUGGUUCCCACACCACGUCUGAGAACUGGGCUGUUCAAUAAGAUUGUUCCACCUUCAGGUGCAACUAAGGAGAUCCUGCGAAUAUGUGCUACAUCUCAAGGUAUAAAAGAAUACAGUGUGCCUGUAGGUCUUGAUGGGAAAGCACGGGUGGACUUGGUUGUUGUAGGAUCAGUGGCUGUCUCUGAAAAAGGCUGGAGAAUUGGAAAAGGGGAAGGUUAUGCAGACAUGGAAUAUGCAAUGAUGGUGUCAAUGGGUGCAGUGCAGGAGGAUACACCUGUAGUUACUAUUGUGCAUGACUGUCAGGUGGUUGACAUAGCAGAAGAGCUUCUUGAUGAUCAUGAUUUAACUGUGGAUUAUAUACUCACUCCAACAAGAACUAUCAAGACUAAUUGCAAACGACCAAAACCUCAGGGAAUAAUAUGGCAUAAGGUCAGCUAUGAGAUGCUGGGAAAAAUCCCCAUCCUAAAGAGUCUUCGACACAGAGAGAAGCAGACUGGCAAGGAUGUUACCCUCCUAGAUGAACAUUCAGACUUGGCAAGUGCCAGCACACCAGCAGCCUUAAAUGAGAAGGCGAUGGCUGAAAAUACAAGACCGCAGGCUGCUAUGGGCUCAGCUCAAAUAGGACAACAUUAUGUGGAAAGUGAUUCUUUAAGUCCCAGAUUAGAGGGAUCUGGCAUGAUUACUACUGUGUAUGUGGGGAACAUACCUCCCAGCGUAAGAGUGAGCGAGCUGAAAUGUGCUUUAAGGGAAUUCCAUGCAACUCCUUUACGACUGAAUUGGCAAGGAGCACAGCACAGGGCUUUUCUCGAUUACAAGGAUAAAGCAACCGCAGAGAGUGCUGUAUCCUCUUUGAAAGGCUUGAGCCUCGGGGGUAAUACUUUGCGAGUUGAGCUGGCCAAGAAUCAGAGAAACAAAGGGCAAGUAGAAAUCAAUAGUCACAAAUGAAUAUGAAUAGAGGGGGAAAAAAUAGGCUUGUUUUCAUUGUUUUGUGAGAAGCCAACCUAAGUUUUCAAGGAUAUUAGUAUAUCCUCUAAUUUCUGCAGGCUAAACAACAAAGUGCAAAGCCAACUUUUCAAACAAAUGAGGCAUACAUCUCACAGCUGACUUGCCCUGCCUCAUUCCUGCAGUUGUACGUGCAAAGUCUAUUUAUCAAGACAGAUGACGGGCCAUUUCUCUAAACAGUUACCCACAAAGUACGCAUGCUCUCUGUAUUCGUUUUUCGCUGGCCGUGGGUUGAUUUGCUGUGCGGUGUGUACAUUUGUUAGGCCUGGAUCAAAAAUCCGCCCCUGGGUAGCUGUGUGCAGCCACAUGUACAGAGGUGAUUCUCUUCCGUCAUCUAAAGGUUGUACCUGCAAAUUUGUACUUGCGAGCUUAAAAGCCAGCUGCAGAAAACCCGUCUUAAGGGUUACAAUUCUGUUUACUAAAAAAAUGGGGUUUGCCUCUUGGGAGUUUCCAGCAUAUUUUUCAUAAAAAUGGCCGGGGAGAGAGAUUGCCCUUUUUGUGCUCUUGUGAAGAACGGCGGUGGAAACACUGGCUCAGCCACUGAGUUCUAGUAAUAGCUAUUAACAUCAGGUGGAAGAGAUGGUAGCCCCUUUCUCAGUUCUGUUUUGUUAAUUCAGCCCUUUGUAAACCUUUUAUGUCUUAUUUCAGUCUGGCAGAGGAAAGUGAAGAAGAGUUUUCUCCUCUGUUUUUCCCCAAAACGCUUCAGGUACUUUUUUCUUGGAUGCAGAUAAUUAUAAAAUAGAUGCUUUUCCUGAUUGUCUUGUCUCUUAUAAUUUGGUGUGAUUCCAUUGCCUCUGUGAAAUUACAUUAAUACUAAUCAUUGUAGUGGAAAUGAAAAGCAGACAGACCACGGUCGAAACUUGUGGGUGACUAGCCUGGUAUGGAGUUGUUUAAAAAGUUGCUGGAGAUAGUAGCAAAGCCUGUUCCUGCUGUGCCUUUGUCACCACCAGCGUGGUCUUCCUGCACCCACAACAUCAGACAGUCAUGAGGGUUAGACAGCAGCGCUGGCAGCUUUUCAUUGUGAAAGUGCGAUCAAGUACUAGCUUGAACAGUAAGAUGUGCAUACAUGUGAACAUUCACUUACGGUGUAAAGGAGAAUGAUGAUUUAUUUGGUAUGGUUUUUAUUACUUUUUUUUUUUCCUUCAGUUUCCUAUUCCUGAAAAACAAGUUGAAUUUUGGCUGAACCAUCCUUUCUAAACAGAAGCACUUUUGCCAUUGAUGCUGGGCACAUAGUCAAAGUAAGCAUCUAAAUGGAUAUUUUUUUAAGUAUGAGUUGGAAACUUUUUUUAGCCAGAGGGUACUGUUAAGUAUAUUUUAAGCACGUUAUUAUGCCUCAAGGGUCAGACAUUUCAUACAGUAUUAAAUAAAAAGUUCUCAUCGUUAUCAUAUACUCUGUACAGAGGGGCUCAAGGAAAGCAUUGCUUCAACUUCUUGUAAGGUCAACAAAGGAAAGGUUUCGGG
Messenger RNA from Aquila chrysaetos chrysaetos, 2768 nucleotides. It is a transcript of the gene MTHFSD, whose product is annotated as methenyltetrahydrofolate synthetase domain containing. Gene Ontology annotation, cellular component: cytoplasm. Bases 45 to 1250 code for a protein of 401 amino acids. The record is from RefSeq and is a predicted model, not a curated record. Gene Ontology annotation, molecular function: RNA binding. The transcript has 8 exons. NCBI's taxonomy places the organism in Eukaryota, Metazoa, Chordata, Aves, Accipitriformes, Accipitridae.